AUGUUCGUGUGCAUGUUGAGUCAUGGCAUCGACCGGGAUACAUUCUACACACCUGAUAUGAGAAAGAUGGACGUCUCUGCGGUCCGAAAUAUGUUCAAAGAUCAGGCUUGUCCUCUCAUGAAGGGAAAACCUAAGGUUUUCCUUUUCAACUUCGGCUGCGGAAAAACUCUCGAAAGCUUCACUGGACAUAGUACAGGCGACGAUCUACCUUCGACGUCACAGAACGCGGUCGGACGCAACGAGGUACCUCCCGCACAGGACGAAGCCCCGCGUGACAUGCUAACACUCUACUCGUCGACGGAAGGCUCCAAGUCUUUUGAGUCGAGCGAAGGAACUUUGUUCGUGCGGUCCCUGUGCCAAAUUCUAGACGCCAACGCCCACAACACGGACAUGGUGAGCAUAGUUCAGAAUCUGGAUGAGUUCAUGGCACUGCUUCGGCUUUAA
This is a messenger RNA of Penaeus chinensis, 444 nucleotides long. Its product is annotated as caspase-6-like. The record is from RefSeq and is a predicted model, not a curated record. The transcript is spliced from 3 exons. NCBI's taxonomy places the organism in Eukaryota, Metazoa, Arthropoda, Malacostraca, Decapoda, Penaeidae. Gene Ontology annotation, cellular component: protein-containing complex. The coding region runs from base 1 to 444 and encodes 147 amino acids. Gene Ontology annotation, molecular function: caspase binding; cysteine-type endopeptidase activity. Gene Ontology annotation, biological process: proteolysis.